UUGUUUCAUAGCAGUUAUGUCCAUUGUAUUUAUACACAUUAAAUAAAAGUAAUUUAAUGUUAAAAAAGAAAACAAAUUCAAAUUCUGACCACAUAUAUCUGUAUUAUCAUAUCUGUUCGUUGGGGUGUAAUAAAUGUUUGUGCAAAUAUACUUUUUUAAGUCAUGCCUUUUACUUUGAAGGCACAACGCUAACGCCGGAAGUGCUUUCAUUGUUGUCGUCUACGUAGGGAGCUAAAGCAGCGAAGUUUUUGUCAGUCCCGGUUCCUUGUGCUACACCUUUGUCUUUUACAGUGAUAUUAGUCUGACAAGCACAGAACGUCAACUAGUAACGUUAAAAGAGACAUUUAUCUACUUCAUGGGCCUGUGAAGGCAAGGUGUUGUUUUCUGCGCUGUAACUACUAAUCCGCCAUGGCUAACAACCCUCCAGGACAAGGCUUUCAGAACAAAACCCGGGUGGCCAUCCUGGCAGAACUGGACAAGGAGAAGAGGCGGCUGAUGCAGAGCCAGUCCCUGAACAGCCCCGGAGCCAACAUCCCCUUGUCGUCCAGACCCAGCCUGAAGGAGGCGAGGGACAGCGCGGAACAGCAGCACAUCGCCGCCCAGCAGAUGGCCGCCCUGCAGCACGCUCACGUCCACUCGUCGGGAGGAGGAGGGGACAAUGACCUGGCCCCCUCUAGACUGGACAUCAGGGUGGGCAAGGUCAUUAGUGUGGACAAGCACCCAGAUGCUGAUUCCCUGUAUGUAGAGAAGAUAGAUGUGGGUGAGGCGGAGCCGAGGACGGUAGUCAGCGGACUGGUGGCCUACAUUCCCCAGGAGGACCUGUUGGACAGAAUGGUGUUGGUGCUGUGCAAUCUGAAACCACAGAAGAUGCGAGGGAUUGAGUCUCAAGCCCUACUGCUGUGCGCCUCUGUUGAAGGGGAUCCUAGGAGGGUGGAACCUCUGGACCCUCCAGAGGGUUCAUUGCCAGGGGAAUGGGUCUUUGUAGAGGGAUAUGAGACAGGUAAACCCGAUGAUCGACUCAAUCCAAAGAAGGUGUGGGAGAAACUUCAGGUCGACCUGAAGAUCUCAGACGAGUGUGUAGCUCAGUGGAGGGACAAGCAGCUGAUGACCAAACUGGGACAGAUCACAUGCAAGACACUCAAAGGAGGCAAUAUUUGUUAAUUACACAUGCAUUACAUUCACCGCCGAAGCUACUCCUGCUCUCCACGUUACAAGACUGCUUCUGUCACCAAGUUGCCAUGGCAACAAUGUCAAACUUCAUUUGGGUGUUUCUUGGAAAAUGAUGGAAUAUUGAGGCCAAAAGUUUCAGAAGCUUUGGACUCGCUUAGAUUUUAUUAGCAAAAAUAUCUCAUUCCUAUAAACACAAGUCACAACAAAAAUGAUGUAAUCAACCUAUGAUUUAAUUGAUUUCUUUUUGUUUACCAGCUGUUGUACUAAUGCACUUCAAUGUACAAAUACAACACAUGCUGUGCAAAUUGUAGAUAGCUGGGCCUGUUUAGAGAGAGCAGGAUUGAUUACUUGAAUGCUGCUCAUUCAUGGGAUUAGCUGAUAAGGAAUUUUAGGUGAUUAAAAAGGGACCUAAUGUUUCAGCAAUUGUCCUGGGUAAAAUCAUCCUUCUAUAUUGUUUGCCUUCACUGGAAAUGUCAGGGUGGUGGCCAAUCUGCUAAACAUAAUCAAUAAGAGAUUUUCAUCGGUUUCAGACAUCAGAUGUGUUUAAAUAUGUAAUUCUCUUACACUAUGGGACGGUUGUUCUGGGGCUAAUGUAUAGAAAUCAGUAUCUCACAGUUGUCUCAGCAAUCAAUUAAUGCAUCAUCUCUAACAUGAAAUAAAUGAAUUCUUUCAUCUGCAGGAA
Messenger RNA from Monopterus albus (swamp eel), 1852 nucleotides. Its product is annotated as tyrosine--tRNA ligase, cytoplasmic-like. The transcript is spliced from 5 exons. NCBI's taxonomy places the organism in Eukaryota, Metazoa, Chordata, Actinopteri, Synbranchiformes, Synbranchidae. The record is from RefSeq and is a predicted model, not a curated record. Bases 409 to 1161 code for a protein of 250 amino acids. Gene Ontology annotation, molecular function: tyrosine-tRNA ligase activity; tRNA binding.